This is a messenger RNA of Eptesicus fuscus (big brown bat), 2000 nucleotides long. RefSeq names its product epithelial mitogen (gene EPGN). The coding region runs from base 51 to 500 and encodes 149 amino acids. Lineage: Eukaryota; Metazoa; Chordata; Mammalia; Chiroptera; Vespertilionidae. The transcript is spliced from 5 exons. Gene Ontology annotation, biological process: epidermal growth factor receptor signaling pathway; positive regulation of cell population proliferation; positive regulation of mitotic nuclear division. The record is from RefSeq and is a predicted model, not a curated record.
CUUCCACCAGUGAGGCGGAGAAGAGCAGGUACUGUCAGCAAGGACAGGAGAUGGCUCUCAGGGUUUCAGUGUCAGUCUGUCUCUUAUUCAAUGCAAUGGCAGCAUUAAGUGAAGAGGUGGCCUUGAACUUGACACUCGCAAUCAAAACCCAGCCAAGUAAUUGGACAGUUAACAAAACAAAAGAAGGACCAAUAGCCUUGAAGUUCUCACAUCCUUGCCUGGAACACCACGAUAGUUACUGCAUCAAUGGUGUUUGUGCCUUCCAUCAUGAGUUGAAGAAAGCCAUCUGCAGGUGUUUUACUGGUUAUACUGGAGAAAGGUGUGAGCAUUUGACCUUAACUUCAUAUGCUGUAAAUUCUUAUGAAAAAUACAUUGCAAUUUGGAUUGGCGUCGGAAUAUUAUUAAGUGGCUUUCUUGCUAUUUUUUACUGCUACAUAAGAAAGAGGUGUCUAAAAUUGAAAUCACCUUAUAAGGUCUGUUCCAGAGGAAGACCACUGUGAGUCCUUUGUAAGAAAUUUUCAUGAGGCAUUUGUAAAAAUCAGUGGACCCCAAAUUGACAUCUUCAAAUGAAACAACAAAACUUCCCCAGCUGACUAGACUUGAACGUGAUGCAAGUUGGGAUCAUGAUGAAAUGAGGGAAUACAUUUCAACAGAAAUCACUAGACUUUGUCAUUGUUAGGAUACCAAGAGAGCCAAUGGAACAAGCUUACAGUGACAGAAGUCAAGUUCAUAGUACUACUCUGGGUCUGUUGCUGUUGUGUGGUUAUUAUUCUUACUGAAAAGAGACUGAGUGCCAUGCUUCUGACCGUGUCAGAUGUGAGUUUUCAUGGGAAGAAUUAUCAACCUUGCAACAAGUCAAAGCAAUACCAAGCUUGGGCUCUUCGUGUACUAGCUACCAGUAUUUUGGACCACUGCUCCAUGGACCUAAUCCCAAACAUGCUGCUUUCACAGUGUCUUAAAGAAUGUGAUGUCAACUAUUAGGAUAAGAUCAGUGCUGUGGCACCAUCAGUGAACCAAACAAGUGCCUGGAGUCUAAGUCAGAGACAAGAAAAUGGAAGGUCCAAGGAAAAAUACAUUAUACCCAGCUUGUGACAAUAUUGUGGAGCCUUUAUCUGUGAAAUAUGGAAUAAGCUAAAGAGUUUCUGAUGACUGGAAGCUACUGGAUAUCAAGCCCUGAGUAGGCAAAACAUUUCUUUUUCUGCAUGGAUUAUAAAAUGUGUUGGACUCACUGGUAUCCUAAUGCUUAUGUUUAGCACUUCCUCCUAUUGUUAGUGGAAUUACCUGGUGACUACUCAUUUGGACUGAAAUUCUAGAAUUCUACUAAUACAUGAAAUUCUACAGCUGAUCCUGAAAGAAAAACUAAAGAAUUGGACACAGGAAUUUUUUCAUCAGCCAAAAGCAUGUGGGAAAUUUAUUAACCACUUCUGAGUACUUGAUAGCAGAUUUGCACAUAGAGUGAGGAAAUGCAAUAGUUAUUCUAGAAAUAACUAUUUGGGAAUUAAGGGCCUUCCACUUUAAUCAUAUUUUUUUUUCAUGUAAUAGAAUAAUCUUGGUCAGGACCACUGAUAUUGUUGGGCUUUAAUUUCAUUUUCUACGGGGCCCUUAUAGCUCUAAAAUUUGACCAGGGGAGAAAAAGCAAUUUUUUCAUAACUGAAAAAUUGGGAUAUUCUCAACUGUACCUCAAAUCCAAAACACACCACUGUCUAUCAUCUGAGGUGUAUAUUUUAGUGUUUGUUUUGUAAAAUAAUAGUUUAAAAUUUUGUUUUUAAGUGAAGCAAAACAUAUAAUUUAAAAAUAAUGUCUAUAACUUUUCUUUUAGAUUCAAUCUAUAACUCUUGACUUUUUCCAUUGUAAUUUUGAUCAGCAAAACCAUUUUGAUCAUGAGAUGGGCUAAAAGAGGAUCAAUCAUGAAUAUUCUUACCAUGAUUGCCUAAUAACAAGCCUUUCUCUUAUAUUGUUAUGACUUUCCAUUCACUAUUAAAACUUUACAUUCUGCUUUC